GGGACCUAUGCGGCGGUUAUAAGGUGGCGCGAGGCAGGCGGGGCCAAGACUUUCCCCCCAGAAUGUCUGCGAGUCAAGAGAGCCGAUCCAGAGACAAUGGCCCUGAAGGCAUGGACCCCGAUGGCGUCAUUGAGAGCAAUUGGAAUGAGAUUGUGGACAGCUUUGAUGACAUGAACCUGUCGGAGUCCCUUCUACGAGGAAUCUAUGCUUACGGUUUCGAGAAGCCCUCUGCCAUCCAGCAGCGAGCCAUUCUCCCUUGUAUCAAGGGUUAUGACGUGAUUGCCCAAGCCCAGUCUGGAACUGGGAAGACGGCCACUUUUGCCAUUUCCAUCUUGCAGCAGAUUGAGCUGGACCUGAAGGCCACCCAGGCCCUGGUCCUGGCCCCCACAAGAGAGCUGGCUCAGCAGAUCCAGAAGGUGGUGAUGGCCCUGGGAGACUACAUGGGGGCUUCCUGCCAUGCCUGUAUAGGUGGGACAAACGUCCGCGCGGAAGUUCAGAAGCUGCAGAUGGAAGCCCCCCACAUCAUCGUUGGGACUCCUGGAAGGGUUUUUGACAUGCUGAACAGGAGAUAUCUGUCACCCAAGUUCAUCAAGAUGUUUGUGCUGGAUGAGGCAGACGAGAUGUUGAGUCGGGGCUUCAAGGAUCAGAUCUAUGACAUAUUCCAGAAGCUGAGUGGGAACACGCAGGUGGUGCUGCUGUCUGCCACCAUGCCCAUGGAUGUCCUGGAAGUGACCAAGAAGUUCAUGAGGGACCCGAUCAGAAUCCUGGUGAAGAAGGAAGAGCUGACCUUGGAGGGAAUCAGGCAGUUCUACAUCAACGUGGAGAGGGAGGAGUGGAAGCUGGACACAUUGUGUGACCUGUACGAGACCCUCACCAUCACUCAAGCAGUCAUCUUCAUCAACACCCGGAGGAAGGUGGACUGGCUCACAGAGAAGAUGCAUGCCCGGGACUUCACUGUUUCCGCCAUGCAUGGCGACAUGGACCAAAAGGAGAGAGAUGUGAUCAUGCGGGAGUUCCGCUCUGGCUCCAGCCGUGUCUUGAUCACCACAGACCUGCUGGCUCGUGGGAUUGACGUGCAGCAGGUAUCCCUGGUUAUCAACUACGACCUGCCCACCAACCGGGAGAACUACAUCCACAGGAUUGGCCGAGGAGGCCGUUUUGGCAGGAAAGGCGUGGCCAUCAACAUGGUGACGGAAGAAGACAAGCGCACCCUUCGUGACAUUGAGACGUUCUACAACACCUCCAUCGAGGAGAUGCCCCUGAAUGUGGCUGACCUCAUCUGAGCUGCCUCUGGGGGGGGCCGCUGUGCCCACCCACCCCCCACUGGGCACAGAAUUCCCCCUUUUCUAUUUUUGAGUUUUCUUGCCUUUUGAAUAAAUGUCACUUUUUUGGAGGCAAAAUGAAACCUUUUUAGUGUUUUUCCUGGCGCUUUUUCUGUCUUUCUCUGCCCUUCUCCCUCGUGACUUCAUCUUGUACUUCAGUUGUCCCACCACCCCCUAAGUCGGGUGCCCUC
Euleptes europaea (tarantolino) is the source of this 1513-nucleotide messenger RNA. It is a transcript of the gene EIF4A1, whose product is annotated as eukaryotic translation initiation factor 4A1. Gene Ontology annotation, cellular component: cytoplasmic stress granule. The record is from RefSeq and is a predicted model, not a curated record. Gene Ontology annotation, molecular function: translation initiation factor activity; RNA helicase activity; ATP binding. Bases 63 to 1283 code for a protein of 406 amino acids. The transcript has 11 exons. NCBI's taxonomy places the organism in Eukaryota, Metazoa, Chordata, Lepidosauria, Squamata, Sphaerodactylidae. Gene Ontology annotation, biological process: cytoplasmic translational initiation.